Messenger RNA from Engraulis encrasicolus (European anchovy), 1304 nucleotides. It is a transcript of the gene pecr, whose product is annotated as peroxisomal trans-2-enoyl-CoA reductase. The record is from RefSeq and is a predicted model, not a curated record. Lineage: Eukaryota; Metazoa; Chordata; Actinopteri; Clupeiformes; Engraulidae. Gene Ontology annotation, molecular function: trans-2-enoyl-CoA reductase (NADPH) activity. Gene Ontology annotation, cellular component: peroxisome. Bases 21 to 917 code for a protein of 298 amino acids. The transcript has 8 exons. Gene Ontology annotation, biological process: phytol metabolic process.
AUCGUCAGAAGCGCACCAACAUGGCGGCCUCCAGUGUUUUCAAAGCUGGACUUUUUAAUCACAAAGUUGCUAUUGUAACGGGUGGUGGAACAGGUAUUGGAAAAGCAAUAGCGUCCGAGCUGCUGGGUUUAGGUUGCAAUGUUGUCAUAUCCUCACGUAAACUUGAGCGGCUGCAAGUGACCGCAAAUGACCUGUCGCACAAGAUCCCCUCAUCUAACCCAGCAAAAGUAACGCCGAUACAAUGCAAUAUCCGAAACGAGGAAGAGGUAAAAAACCUAAUGGCUUCAACUCUGAAGCUUCAUGGGAAAAUUGAUUUCUUGGUUAAUAAUGGAGGUGGGCAGUUUACGAGUCCUGUUGCCAAUAUGACUUCAAAAGGCUGGAAGGCAGUGAUUGACACCAAUCUCACCGGGACAUUCCUUUGCUCUAAAGAAGUGUAUGACGCAUGGAUGAAGGACCAUGGAGGUGUCAUUGUCAACAUUAUUGCAGACAUGUGGAAGGGCUUUCCUGGCAUGGCGCACACAGGAGCAGCUAGAGCAGCUGUUGACAACCUGACUAAGAGUCUGGCUAUAGAGUGGGCCUCCAAUGGAAUUAGGGUCAACUCUGUUGCUCCGGGCACCAUCAUUUCAAAAACAGCAAUGGAAAACUAUAAAGACCUUGGCCCAGGAAUCUUCAAAAGAGCCGGACGCUUCAGUCCGGCGAAAAGAUUGGGAGUACCAGAGGAGAUUUCCCCAGCAGUGUGUUUCCUCCUGUCCCCGGCUGCCUCCUUCAUCUCUGGGGAGACCCUUAAAGUCGAUGCUGGCCAAAGCCUCUACCACUCCAUGUGGGAAAUCCCAGACCACAGUUCCUGGCCAGAGGCCCCAGAAGGCGAAAACACAGACACCCUGAGAGAGAUUAUGGGCCCCAAAUCCAAACUGUAAUAACCAGGGGCAUUGUAUCAUCACAAAACUGAAAUUCAGAUUAGCCAGGCAAAGGCGACAUGGGAACCAGUGCCUUGAUUUUGCCUUUGAUUUGUUAAAAACUAACUUUUAGUAAAUGCUUCUAUUUGUAACACAAGGUGUGCUUGUCGUAGCUUGGCUAUCAUGACUUCAGGCGGUAUGGGCUGGCCCAGGCUACAUCUGUAGUGGGUUUUGAAUUCAAUUUGCAUUUGUUAGACUGGGAAGCGACAUAUUGUGUUGGGAACAGCAAGACUUCAUCAUCUGUGUGCUCAUUUUUGAGGUACACUUUUUAUGUAAUUUAAGAGUGUAAAUAUUUCUACAAAUUGUAUCAUAUUUCAAAUCUGUGUUAAAUAAAAUGGUAAAAAGGUU